This is a messenger RNA of Cantharellus anzutake, 3437 nucleotides long. RefSeq lists its product as uncharacterized. Gene Ontology annotation, molecular function: protein binding. The record is from RefSeq and is a predicted model, not a curated record. Lineage: Eukaryota; Fungi; Basidiomycota; Agaricomycetes; Cantharellales; Hydnaceae. The transcript has 2 exons. The coding region runs from base 410 to 3115 and encodes 901 amino acids.
CCGACCAUUAUGAUCCAACUGGGCCAUGCCUGAACGGCACCAGGGUCGGUCUCAUUAAGCGCAUUAUGACCUGGUGUCGCAAUACUGGCGAUAAUGAGAAUCGGCUCAUGCUACUGACUGCUGUGGCCGGCGCUGGCAAGACUUCGAUUGCGCUCACGGUAGCAGAACAAUGUGAAGAGGAGGCUACCCUGUUACUGUCCUUUUUCUUCAAAGCUGGGGAACAGUCGUGGCCCGAUCGUCUGCUCAGUGGUAUAGCCUCAGCUCUAGAAGACCACGAUCCGGUUUACGGCGAUCUCAUUGCCUCCGCCCGUCGGAAAGAUCCUACUCUCUCGACGGCUCCACUCCUGAUACAAUUCAAGAAAUUGGUGGCCUCGCCCCUCCUCCAUAACCCCCCCCUUCCAACCGUCCCAUGGUGGUCAUUAUUGACGCUUUAGACGAAUGUAACAACAAAGCAUUCGAACCCCUUGCUAAUAUUCUUCGGGUGGAAGUUCCCAAAUUACCGCCUUCCAUAAAAUUCUUUAUCACAUCGAGACAAUUUAAGCCCGUUGAUCGCUUCCUCUCACCCCAUCUUCCUAUCAAUCACCUUACCAUUGAUCUCUCGGAUGACGCGAACGUGCAGGACUGCGCUACGUACAUACGUUCGGAGCUGCAAAAACUGAAGGAUUGUCACCCCGAUGUACGGGAUAAACUGCAGGACGAGCAGGAAAUGGUACGGGAGAUCUUGGAACGAGCAGGUGGCUUGUUUAUUUGGAUCAGCACCCUCUUUCGCUAUAUGAGGAUGGCCAGCAAUGACCCUAUGAGGACGCUGGAAAGACUGCUCAAUGCCGGCGCGAAGGGAUCGGCGGUUUCUGCUGAGGGGAUGAUGGAUUACUUGUAUACAAGCAUUCUGAAGAAGUGUGAUUGGGAGGAUGGAGAUUUUGCGCACGACUACCCAGUUGUGAUGGGAGCAAUCUUCGUUGCACAACAACCACUGUCUACUGCAGCUUGGGAUGUGAUUUUGUCGCCUUUCUUGAAGUCUUCUGUUCGAUAUACGCUGGCCGAACUUGCUCCUCUCCUUGAAGGAGUUGAAGAUCCUCACAUCCCGAUCCGCAUCUUACACCAAUCCUUCCGCGACUUCAUUUUGGAUCGGAUCGAUCUCCAAUCAAUCAACUUUCGUUGCAGUCCAGUAGAUGUGGGGAUGGGGAACGCCCGGAUUGCGCUACGAUGUACCGAGAUUCUGAACCAGGAUCUUGGCUCUAUAGAGGGCCUAGGACUGAUUAACAAUUUGUCCGGGCGGGAUGGGUUGCCACGCAUUCCUCCGGAGGGACUAUCCGAGCACUUGCAUUACGCAUGUCGUUACACCAUUUACCACCUUAGUGGAGUCCAGGAACCUUCGCAGGCGCUCCAUGGGUCAGUUCGCAUGUUUCUCAGUCACCAAGCAAGUCGCUGGGUGGAACUUUGUGUGAGAAUGGGAAGCUACAUCAAUAUCUCCAUACUGCCUGGGUGGGCUAAGUUGGCGGUUGACCAAAGAUCAAAAGCUGCUAUGUGCACACUGGCCAACAUACUUAUUCAGCUUCAGUCGAAUUUGGUCUUUUUUUCAAGGUUCCAUGAGGCAUAUGAGGCGGCAAACGAUUCGGUUGUACUCUGCCGAUACCUUGUUUUUGUGGACUCGGGGUAUGCCCCAGAAUUGGCUAGGUCGCUCAACACUUUAUAUUUGGCUAUUUUCAAACUCGGACGGCACUCUGAGGCCCUCCCAGUCGUCGAAGAAAGUGUCAAACUCUACCGCCGGCUGGUUGCUGUUCGCCCAGCAUCAUACACCCCAGAUUUGGCUGCGUCGCUCAAUAAUCUUUAUAAUGCGCUUUCAAAUCUCGGACGGCACUCAGAGGCACUCGGAUUUAUCAAGGAAAGCAUCAAACUCCGGCGCCGGCUAGUUGCCGUUCACCCAGAACUAUUCACCCCAGAUUUGGCCUUGUCGCUGAACAAUCUAUAUAACGCCCUUUCUGAUCUUGGACAACACUCCAAGGCGCUCCCAUUCAUUGAGGAAAGUGUCAAGCUCUACCGGCAGCUAGUUGCCGUGGACCCAGAAUCAUACACUGCACAUUUUGCUUCGUCACUCAACAAUCGCUUCAACGCUCUUUCGAAUCUCGGACGGCACACCGAGGCGCUCCCAUUCAUAGAGGAAAGCGUCGAACUCUACCGGCAGCUAGUUACCGUUCACUCGGGAUCAUACACCCCCGAUUUGGCCUUGUCCCUCAACAGUUUACACAAUGCGCUUUCAAAUCUUGGAUGGCACUCGGAGGCGCUCCCAUUCAUAGAGGAAAGUGUCAAGGUCUACCGCAAGCUGGUUGCGGUUCACCCGGGAUCAUACACCUCGGAUUUGGCCAGGUCACUCGACAGUCUACGUAGUGCUCUUUCGAAUCUCGGACGGCACUCGGAGGCGCUUCCAUUUAUUGAGGAAAGCAUCGAACUCUACCGCAAGCUGGUUGCUGAUCACCCAGGGUCAUACAUCCCACGUUUGGCUUUGUCACUCAGCAAUCUAUAUAGCGCUCUUUCGAGUGUCGGACAGCACGCGAAGGCACUACCAUUCAUCGAGGAGAGUGUUGAGCUGUACCGUCAGUUAGUUGUCGCUCACCCAGAAUCAUACAACCCACAUCUGGCUUCGUCCCUCAACAAUCAAUGUAACGCUCUUUCAAAACUCGGGCGGCACCCCGAGGCGCUCCCAUUGAUCAAGGAAAGCGUCACAUUGUAUCGCCGGCUAGUUGCCGAUCACCCCGGAUCAUACACGCCAGAUCUGGCUUUGUCACUCAACAAUCAAUAUAAGGCUCUUUCGAAUCUCGGAAGGCACUCGGAGGCACUCCCACUCAUCGAGGAAAGCGUCAAACUCCGGCGCCAGCUAGUUGGCAUCCACCCGAUGGGAUCAUACACCCCAGGUUUAGCUUUGUCACUCUACAACCUAUGUAGCGCCCUUUCGAAUCUCGGACGGCACUCAGAGGCGCUCCAAUUCAUCGAUGAAAGCGUCAAACUCUAUCGUCAGCUGGCUGCCAUCAACCCAGGAUUACACACCUCAAAUUUGGAUAUGUCACUCAACAAACAACGUACGACUCUUUCUCACCUCGGGCAUGAUCCCAGGCGCUAAUUCCAGCAAGUUGGGUCCGCUGGCGACCUCGGGGACCUUCCUAUCUCCCGUAUCAUUGCGUCUCCCAGUUCGCUGCCUCCACCAAAGUGUGCACCGCCCGGUUGGGCGUUCGGUUGAGAGCACUGGGGACUGACAUAGGUUUUUGGUUCGGAACUGAAAUGUUUAUAGGCUGUUCCACUCAUAACAGGUCACGAUUGCGACUUAUGAUUCCAAUAUCAAGAAUGCUCAUCUCUUUGUCUGAGAUGUUUUUCCUCCAUGUUUCCACACCAUUGUUUGCAAUGUAACUAACAAACGAUCAAUGUCGGCGCAACUGGCGGAAAUC